This is a messenger RNA of Podarcis muralis (Common wall lizard), 1236 nucleotides long. The record is from RefSeq and is a predicted model, not a curated record. NCBI's taxonomy places the organism in Eukaryota, Metazoa, Chordata, Lepidosauria, Squamata, Lacertidae.
CUGGUGGUGGUAGAAGGUCAGCGGCCAAGCCUCCUAGGGCUAGACUGGUUUGAUGUCCUCGGCCUGGAAGUCACCGGCAUCAACUGCAUCUCUAACGCAGAGACUGAGGGUCUGGUCAAAGACUUUGCCAAGGUUUUUGACGGCACUUUGGGGCAAUAUACAGGUACGCCCAUCUCCUUUAGCCUUGAUCCACAAGUCGCCCCCAUCAAGCUAAAGCCACGCUGGGUUUCCUUUGCUCUCAAGGCUAAGGUGGAUGAACAACUGGACAAGCUGAUUGCCCAAGGAGUUUUGGAGCUGGUUGACCAUGCCAAGUGGGAAACCCCCAUCGUCAUGCCUGUCAAGCCAGAUGGGUCGGUGAGAAUCUGCGCUGACUACAAGUGCACGAUCAACAAGGCACUUCAACAGCACGCUUAUCUGGUUCCUGUUGUCCAACACCUGCUGCAUUCCCUGGGUGAGGCCCAGACGAUCGUCACCCACCGAGGGGCAUUCCGUUGCCGCCGGUUGCAGUUCGGGGUGAGUGUGGCUCCUGGCAUCUUCCAAAGCCUUAUGGAGCGUCUCCUGCAAGGGCUUCCGGGUGUGGUACCAUAUUUUGAUGACAUCUUGGUGCAGCCCUUUGCAACCAGACAACAUGAACUCUUAGCUCAUUGCGGCUGUCUGCUGUGGGGAGACCGCGUCGUGAUUCCCCAAAGACUCCGUCAAUGCUUCCUGGAGGCUCUGCACGUUGGCCACCUGGGAAUUGUCAAAAUGAAGGCGUUGGCUCAGUGUUACGUCUGGUGGCCUAACAUGGAUGAUGCCAUCACUGCCUGGGUGUCCGCCUGUCAGGCAUGCCAAGAAUCGAGGCCUGCACCACCGGCAGCUAAGGGCCACACCUGGGAGAUGCCAAAGACACCCUGGUUGAGGGUGCACAUCGAUCUGGCUGGCCCCUUUCACGGCCGGACCUUUAUGGUAGUGGUGGACGCCUAUUCCAAAUGGCUGGAGGUGGCUACUACCGAGGCCGUCAUCUGGGUGCUGCGAGGCCUGUUUGCGACGCAUGGGUGUCCUGAUGUCCUUGUCUCCGACAACGGACCGCAGUUCACGUCAGGCACUUUUGAGCGGUAUCUUUUGGGACUGGGCAUCCGCCACGCCCACGGACCCUUUCAUCCAUCCAGCAACAGGCAAGCGGAGAGAAUGGUGCGCUCGGCAAAAGAGGCACUGGUGCGCCUCCGCCACCUCAGAUCACCGCUCGACCGGCUGCAC